Molecule: messenger RNA, 236 nt
Organism: Zonotrichia albicollis (white-throated sparrow)
Lineage: Eukaryota; Metazoa; Chordata; Aves; Passeriformes; Passerellidae
Source: RefSeq, a predicted model, not a curated record
CUCAGCGGGCAGCUUUCCCCCCGCCUGUUCCGGAAGCUUCCGCCGCGCGUCUGUGUCACCCUCAAGAGCAUCGUGGACGAGGAGUUCCUGUGGGCAGGGCACAUCUUCCUGGGUUUCUCCAAGUGUGGCCGCUACGUUCUGUCCUACACCAGCAGCUCCGGGGACGACGACUUCUCCUUCUACCUGUACCACCUGUACUGGUGGGAGUUCAACGUGCACAGCAAGCUGCGCCUGGU